Molecule: messenger RNA, 796 nt
Organism: Saprolegnia diclina VS20
Lineage: Eukaryota; Oomycota; Saprolegniomycetes; Saprolegniales; Saprolegniaceae
Exons: 1
Coding region: 52-687 (211 amino acids)
Source: RefSeq, a predicted model, not a curated record
AAAACCUUGAACUUGGACUGGCGUUUGUCUGAUCCGACUCGACUGCAGACGAUGCUGGACGGCGAUAGCGAGACGGUGCUCUACAAGCGCGAGUCCAUCGGGCGCAAGGCCGUCGGCGUCUGCGCGCUCAUCGCGAGCGCAGCGACCGUGCCCUUCAAGGACGCGAUCGCAGGCAAAGUCGCGGGCGGCGUCGCGUGUAUGGUGCUCUACUUUUCCAUCAUGGACAUGUCGUACAGCUACAACGUCAAGCGCUUCACGGGCGUCGCAGGCGCCUUGACGCUCUUCAUUGCUGGCGCGUGGCUCGCCUUGAGCCCGGUCUUGCCCGAGUGCGAAGCGUCAACGUGCACGGCCGCGUACAUUGCGAUCGUUUUUCUCUUCCUCGCGGCCGUCGUGCAGGCCACGUCGCUUCGGUUUGUGAGCCCACAUGCGCCGUCCGUCUCGAGCGAAGACAUCUUCACACGCAAGCGGGCCGAGGAGGUCCUCCAGUUCCAGCUGCGCCUCGACGUUGUGUUUGCAGGUCUCUUUACCAUCGCCGCCGUCGUCAUGUCCUCCGUCGCGCCCAACGCGACAGCAUUUGUCGUCGCGGCCUUUCUGCAGGCGCUGCAGACCGCCGGCACCUACGUCAUCCUCCAGAGCGUUCGCCGAACCGACACGCGUAUCGAGGCCACCUACAUCGAGUCCGUGUAGCGGACGUGAUGUGCUAUGUGUAACCAAAAUUGUAUUGUCAGCGCCCUGUCUUCACAUAUAGGGACGUAGCGUUGGCUACCGUAAUGUACUGGGUCGUAGACCCAUUUUG